Messenger RNA from Lachancea meyersii CBS 8951, 1830 nucleotides. The record is from the annotation of a GenBank genome assembly. Lineage: Eukaryota; Fungi; Ascomycota; Saccharomycetes; Saccharomycetales; Saccharomycetaceae.
AUGUCUGACAAGCCCAAACUCACGCUUGUAGAGACCGCAGUGUCGUCUAAUCUGCAGGACUCGUCCAUAGACCUGCCAUUCUCGUCGUCCAACAAGAAACAGGAAACUCAGCAUUUGGAGUUCGGCGGCAGUAACGUGUCGGAAGCGGACUUCACCACGUCUGCCGCGGGAAGCGACACUAUCGCCAAGUUUCUCGGACUCUCUGAAGAUGCGCGUCAAGCCGACGGCGACGAAAAGCACAUGCCCUUGCUGCAGGCGAUCCGUCAGUACCCGAAAGCCGCGUUUUGGUCCGUUGUGCUCUCGUCUGCCCUGAUCAUGGAGGGCUACGACGUGGCCUUGCUAUCGUCGCUAUUUGCGCUCCCAGCGUUUGCAAAGAAAUUCGGCAACUGGAACGCGGCCGCGCAGGUGUACGAGGUGCCCGCCAGAUGGCAGACCGGCCUUUCCAUGUGCACCAAUGUCGGUGAAAUCCUGGGGCUUCAGGUGGCCGGUAUCGUCGCUGACCGUGUCGGCUAUCGCUACACCCUCAUCACCUCGCUCGCCAUGGUGUUUUGUUUCAUCUUCAUUCUGUUCUUUGCGCCUUCGUGCGCGGUUUUGGCUGUUGGUGAAGUCCUCUGCGGUAUUCCCUGGGGUGCCUUCCAAACCCUUACCGUCUCGUACGCCACUGAAGUGUGUCCUCUCGCGCUCAGAUACUAUCUUACCACCUACGUUAACAUCUGCUGGAUCUUGGGCCAAAUUUUUGCCUCCGGUAUCCUCAAAAACUCACAAGAAAAUCUUCAGAACUCAGAUCUUGGCUACAAACUACCCUUUGCCCUCCAGUGGAUCUGGCCCAUUCCCAUUGCCAUCGGUAUAUAUUUCGCACCCGAAUCUCCAUGGUGGCUAGUGAAAAAGGGUAGAAUGGACCAGGCUGCACACAGUCUAAACCGUCUCGUUACGGGCCUCUCUGCCGAGGAAAAGCCCACUGUUAUUGACGCUAUGCUCAGCAAAAUCCAGUUGACUAUUCAAAAGGAAGAGGCCGUCACCAAAGAUACCACCUACUGGGACUGUUUCAAAGGCGUGGACGGCAGAAGAACCAGAAUUGCUUGUCUCACCUGGGUCACUCAAAACGCCUGUGGUAGUGCCAUGAUGGGUUACUCCACUUACUUUUACAUCAAGGCCGGUCUAAGCGACUCAAUGGCUUUCACUUUUACCAUCAUUCAGUACUGCCUGGGUCUGAUUGGAACUAUUUUGUCAUGGGCAAUCUCUAAAAAGUACGGUCGUUUCACCAUUUUUUCAAGUGGAUUAGCCAUCCAGAUGGUGCUUUUAGUAAUAAUUGGUGCUCUGGGUUUCAAACACUCUACCGGUUCCAGUUGGGCCAUUGGUUCGUUGUUACUACUUUUCGUUUUCACGUAUGACGUUGGUGUGGGCCCUGUCACGUACUGUGUCGUGCCAGAAAUCCCAAGUACUAAAUUAAGAACCAAGACUGUUAUCUUGGCUCGUAAUUUCUACAAUUUAAUGGGUAUCAUCAACUUCAUUUGGACUCCAUACAUGUUGAACACGGAGGAAUGGAAUUGGGGCGCUAAGACGGGUCUAUUUUGGGCCGGAAUUUGUCUCAUCAUGUUAACAUGGGCCAUCUGGGAACUACCAGAGACUAAAGGACGUACCUUUGGUGAAAUUGACGAAUUGUUCCAAAUGAGCGUUCCUGCCCGUAAGUUCAAGUCUACCGAGGUCAAUCCAUUUGACAGCAGUAAAUUGAUGGCCGAAUUGGACGAUGCUCAAAUCGAGAGAAUUGUGAAAAACGAUGAGCAUACCAGAAACAGAUUUAUGGAAACAAUCGCCGAAGACUCAGAUUGA